CAUUGUCUACAAUCUAACGUAUUCAGCUCUGGCGAGGAAGAGGCCGAGGAAGAGGAGCAGCCUGAGGCAGCCGAAGAAGAUGCUGUAGAAGAGGAGAAACCAAAAGCCCCAAGACCUCCUCAGCAGCAACAGGAAGAGAAACCACCAGCAGAGAUGACUGAAGCCGAGGCAGCAAUGAUGGCAGCAAAGAAGCGUCACGAAGAGGAAGAGGCUGCCAAGCUUCUGGAUUACGAACAACGACGACAGCUUGAGAAGGAGCGUAUUGAGAACGAGCUGCGUGAGCUAAAGGAGAAACAGGAAAAACGACGUGCAGAACGAGAAGCCGAAGAGAAAGAGUUUGCCGAAAGACGCCGACAGGAUGAAGAACGACGUCGUAAGGAAGAAGAAGAGCGAAAGAGCAGAGCAGACGCUGAGAAGGCACGUAAAAACGAGGAAAAGUCCCGUCGCCAACAAAUGAUGGCUGGCUCGUUUGCCGGUCAUGCGUCAGGCAGUGAAGGACGCAAUUUCAAGAUAAACCCCAAAGGAGAACAGGCAGCUCAGUUCGGCAAUCUGGCACAAGGACCAAAAACGGAUAAUCAGUCGAAGGAACAACAAGAAGAAGCAAAGCAGGCUUUCUUGGCAAUCGUUUGUCGUUCGGUGGAUAUAUCGUCGUUGCUUCCAAACGAUCUCAAAGAACGAAUCAAACAGUUACAUAACCGUAUCUGUAAAUUGGAGGCCGAUAAGUACGAUCUGGAGAAGCGUCAUGAACGUCAGGAGUAUGAUAUGAAAGAGUUGCACGAACGCCAACGCCAAGUUGCCAGAAACAAGGCGCUCAAGAAGGGACUUGAUCCCGAAGAAGCUGCUUCAUCGCAACAUCCUCCGAAGAUUACGACUGCCUCCAAAUUCGAUCGUCAGAUCGAUAGAAGAUCAUAUGGUGACCGCCGAGAGCUGUUUGAGCACCCAGUCGUCAAGAAGCCACCAACCAUUGCUCGAGGUACCGCUAGACCUCCACCAGAAUGGGGCAGAAAGGAAAACGAAGAGCUUGAGCAGCUGAGAAAGAAUCUCGAACCUCCCAAAUACGUUGAACAAGUGAAGGCCGAAGGAGAUGCAGCUCGUCCACCUGUCCAGGCAAUUCCCUUGCAACUGCCCGACAAAGACUUCGAAGACGAGCCAGCCGAAGAACCUGUAUGA
Haemonchus placei is the source of this 1170-nucleotide messenger RNA. NCBI's taxonomy places the organism in Eukaryota, Metazoa, Nematoda, Chromadorea, Rhabditida, Trichostrongylidae. The record is from the annotation of a GenBank genome assembly.